Bactrocera latifrons is the source of this 1706-nucleotide messenger RNA. RefSeq lists its product as uncharacterized. The record is from RefSeq and is a predicted model, not a curated record. Lineage: Eukaryota; Metazoa; Arthropoda; Insecta; Diptera; Tephritidae. The transcript has 7 exons. Bases 964 to 1503 code for a protein of 179 amino acids.
GUCGAUCCUGUGUUCACUAAAAUUGUAACGGGUGUGCCGGUUAAUUUUGUUUUUCUUUACGAGGCAACCCGUUUACGUGUCUCAAAAUGCCCAUCGUAGUCUGCUUGUGCGGUUUGAUUGAUACGCUAUUAAAUAGAUUUGGUUGGUGACGCGGAUUUCUUCGUUGGUAGCUGGUACUGUUGCGAAAUGUCUACUUCCAUUGGUUCUGGUGCAAGUUUCUGUUGCGGUUGAUUAUAAUUUCUAUCUGAUAACUCCUCUGUAUUCUGACGUUUGGUGCAUGAUGUUGUUCGUUGAAGCGAAGUUGAUAUUUCCUUUUAUCAUCAGAUUGCUGGAAUCUUUGUUGCUCAUUCCCCCUUGGGAGGUUACAAUGUACCUCGAAUUGGUGAUUCACAUUGCCGUGGUAAAUAGUACUAGCUACUGCGUAAGCUGUGUCCAAAUCUUUAGGGUUAUGGCUAUACAAUGUCCCAUUUGUAUCUUUCUUAACUCACGCAUGCACAUUUUGAGAGCUAGAUUCUUAGAUAAAUUGAUCAGAAUAUAUUUUCUUGCUCUCUCGCUUGUCAGCUGGCAGGUCACCCUGAUCUGAGCUGGCAACAAAACACAAUCAGGGUGCCGUCAGUUAGUGAAAAAGGCCGGAUGCCAGAAGAGUAGCGGAAAAACGAACUGCCAAAAUUAGUGCGUCGUGAAAAUUUUGUAAAAUUAGAUGUCAGUAGUUUGUAAAAUUAUUUAUAUAUAUUGGCGAUAUAGGUCUACUGGGGAUCCGAGCACCCAAAAAUAAUAUCGGUAACGCGAUAUUUGCAUACCUCAGUGGAAAUGUGAAAACAGCAAAAUGCCCAAAAGUUGUGUAUGCCCAAUGCCCAAUCUAAUAUUUUUCAGCAGUGGCAUCAUUGGCAAAUGUUAUAAAAAUUGCUCUCUCUCGAACCAAAGAGAUUCCUAUCAAGUUAUCUAUGCUAGAUUAGAGGAUCAAUGCAGGAGUUAACGAACCGUUGUUUGUCGCGAGUAAAACAAAUUAUAUUUAUUUGGAUGGAUUCACCAGCGCUUUCUGAUGACACCUAUUUGGAGGAAUGCCCAACAACGUCUUCGACUCCCGUAAAAGAACAAUUGACAUUUAAAUGGAAGAAAUUCAACAUUUCUGGUUGCUACAACUCAGAGGCAAGCUUCACAAAGCAACAAGGAAACAAUUUGCCUGUGGAUGGAAAUGAUGUUUUUAACAUGUUAAAAACUAUUACCUCCCAACUACAAGAGUUGUCUUCCAGAGUUGAAAACAUGGAAAGGAAGAUGGGCAGCUUUUUGAAAGAAAAUAUAAUUCAAAAAAGCGAAGAAAUGGCCCAACAAGAAACCGUCCGCGAAUGUAAGGUGCUAAUGCGGAAAGUUCACCAAUCAGUAUGCCGACUGACUGWCCCUACCAUUAACAACACUAGCUGCAACUUUGGAAAUGGAAGAAAAACUGAAAUGCGAAGAAUUCGCUACAGCAACGAAACAGUUUGUUUUAAGGAUGAAAGGUAGUUCCGACAGUGUUGCGGCAACUGAACACUGACGAAUUCCUGAGUUUGUGAAACUCGGACGGUAGUGGAGGCAAGCAACCGCUAUCGAAAUUUCUGUUGUCCAACAUAUUAUAUGAUUCUUUCAUCACCUGUGGACUUGCGAAUUUCGAGCAACAAAUGCGGAAGUCCAUCGAAAUGAGCCACCAUAGAUUUAAGCAAAAAAAA